Molecule: messenger RNA, 2919 nt
Organism: Acipenser ruthenus (sterlet)
Lineage: Eukaryota; Metazoa; Chordata; Actinopteri; Acipenseriformes; Acipenseridae
Product: gastrula zinc finger protein XlCGF57.1-like
Exons: 2
Coding region: 436-1986 (516 amino acids)
Biological process (GO): regulation of transcription by RNA polymerase II
Cellular component (GO): transcription regulator complex; PcG protein complex
Molecular function (GO): RNA polymerase II cis-regulatory region sequence-specific DNA binding; DNA-binding transcription factor activity, RNA polymerase II-specific
Source: RefSeq, a predicted model, not a curated record
GUGGUUAAACGUUGAAUAAUAUGCUAGAUGUAUAACCGGUCACGUGACAAAUUUCACCAAACGCAUACUUUAUUUAUGUAUUCAUUUUAGUAAUUUAUCAUCAUAUACAGCAGUCCAUCGCGUAUCCAACUGCUGUGGUAAGGGUGGAAAUUAUAAAAGGGAAGGGGUUUGGCAAUUGCCUCCAAGUAGUUUUUAGAAUUGGUGCAAUAGAAAGAUUGACACUGGGGCUGGUUUUAUUCUCAACACGUCUGUUCAUGCUGUAGUGGGCAUGGUUCAGUCCACAUGGGGUAAGAAAAGUGUUUUUUUCUGCUGUAUUUUAAAUAGAAUUGCAUCUCUAAACAAAGGAACGAGGCAAAAGCACAUUUGAAGUUAUUUUGAGGAACUGGACAAGAGAACUGUGGACUGCCUUAUCCUGGUGAAAGCAAAGUUAGAAAGAUGGAGUCUGUUUACAUUAAACAGGAGGAGGUUCUGGAAUUGGUACCUGUCUGCAUUAAACAGGAGAUGACUGAACUGGAGCCUGACCACAUUAAAGAAGAGACUGAACUGGAGUCUGUCCGCAUUAAAGAAGAGACUGAACUGGAGCCUGUCCACAUUAAAGAGGAAGAGACUGAACUGGAGCCUGUCCACAUGAAAGAAGAGACUGAACUGGAGCCUGUCCACAUUAAAGAAGAGACUGAACUGGAGUCUGUCCGCAUUAAAGAAGAGACUGAACUGGAGCCUGUCCACAUUAAAGAGGAAGAGACUGAACUGGAGCCUGUCCACAUGAAAGAAGAGACUGAACUGGAGCCUGUCCACAUUAAAGAAGAGACUGAACUGGAGCCUGUCCACAUGAAAGAAAAGACUGAACUGGAGCCUGUCCACAUGAAAGAAGAGACUGAACUGGAGCCUGUCCACAUUAAAGAAGAGUCUGAACUGGAGCCUGUCCACAUGAAAGAAGAGACUGAACUGGAGCCUGUCCACAUGAAAGAAGAGACUGAACUGGAGCCUGUCCACAUGAAAGAGGAAGAGACUGAAUUGCAGCCUUUCUACAUUGAACAGUCUGAUUUGUUGUGUAAGGAUUCAGAAAACAUAUCCCGGCCAAAGAUAUCACAUCAUUGUUCUGAAUGUUGGAAGAGCUUCAGUCGAUUAGGAAACCUAAAAACACACCAGCGAAUUCACACUGGAGAGGCGCUGCAUCACUGUCCUAAAUAUGGGGAGAGUUUCAGUCAGUUAGGAAACCUAAAAACACAGCAGCGAAUUCACUCUGGAGAGAAGCCGUAUCACUGUUCUGAAUGUGGGAAGAGUUUCACUGUGUUAGGAAGCCUAAAAACACACCAGCGAAUUCACACUGGAGAGAAGCCGUAUCACUGUACUGAAUGUGGGAAGAGUUUCACUGUGUUAGGAAGCCUAAAAACACACCAGCGAAUUCACACUGGAGAGAAGCCGUAUCACUGUACUGAAUGUUGGAAGAGCUUCAGUCAAUUAGGUCACCUAAAAACACACCAGCGAACUCACACUGGAGAGAAGCCGUAUCACUGUGUUGAAUGUGGGGACAGCUUCAGUUGGUUAGGAAACCUAAAAAGACACCAACGAAUUCAUACUGGAGAGAAGCCAUAUCACUGUUCUGAAUGUGGAAAGAACUUUAGUUGCUUAAAAAGCCUACAACUACACCAACGAAUUCACACUGGAGAGAAGCCAUAUUACUGUAAUGAAUGUGGGAAAAGCUUCACUGAAUCAGGACAACUAAAAACACACCAACGAAUUCACACUGGAGAGAAGCCGUAUCACUGUACUGAAUGUGGGGAGAGCUUCACUGAAUCAGGAACCCUAAAAACACACCAACGAAUUCACACUGGAGAGAAGCCAUAUCGCUGUACCGAAUGUGGGGAGAGCUUCAGACAGUCAAGCACCCUAAAACGACACCUGCAAAUUCACACUGAAGCCAGCCUCCCUCCCUCCCAGUCCCUCACCUCUCCACCCUACAUGUUUGAGUGUGUGGAGAGCUGACUAAUUCAUUCUCUCUCUCUCUCAUCCUGCAGUAAAUGAAGGGGGUCCCCAGGAGUGAGAGCUAGCUUGAAUCCAGAGACACAGAGAAGGGGAUCAUGUCAAACUGAAGAGACAGAUCCAUUCUUUCAGAGUGAACUGGAGAGCCCUGGGAUUCAGCUCCACUCCUGCCCCUGAAUUGGAAAUGAAUCUCACUCAUCAUGCUGUGAGGAUUUAUGACAGUUUCAGGGUCAUUCUACUUAGAAGGGAGACAUUGGAAAUAUAUGCCAAGCUUUUUCUCUGAACACUAUAUAUGUUUGAUGCAACACAUUAAGCUGCCAGUAUCAUAUAUAAAGCUCUAUAUAUCAUUAAUUUUUCUUUUGUAUCUUGACUUUUCGUAGUUUUUUUGUGACUUUGUAGACCUAGCCGUGAUGUAUUAAAGUAAUUUUCAUUCCUGUAACUUCGUUUCAUCCUUUCUGCGGUAGUUUAAUUAUGAAUGUUUGUUUCAAACUACGUUUGUAUACAAAUGCUUACCCUUCAUGUAUUAUCAUUUUCUUUCCUGAUUUAAGACUUCGGAUUGUGCCUGUUAUUUUACGCAUGCCUCCCACUGGUGUAGAUUCAACUCGUUGUUCAUAUGUAUGUGAAACUUCCUGUUUAAGAGCUUCAGGGCUUUGAGUUACUUUUAAAAUAAAGCACCUUAAAAUAUAAAAGAAAGCAAAAAAUGUGUUAAUAGUAUGUUAAAUAACAAUGGCAAUAAAAAUAUUUGGUUUUCCUUUUAGAUUUUAAGGUGAUUUAUUAAUGAAGAGAAGCAUGUAAACAGAUCAUUGCAGAGUUCUUUAAUUAAACACAAAAGGAAAUCUUUUCUUCUCAGUAAUUAAUGUAGUGCACAGACAACUGAAAUAUGCUAAAAGUAUUUACUUGCGUAGCCUACUGUAUACACUGUACUUUCCUUUUACA